Messenger RNA from Debaryomyces tyrocola, 321 nucleotides. NCBI's taxonomy places the organism in Eukaryota, Fungi, Ascomycota, Pichiomycetes, Serinales, Debaryomycetaceae. The record is from the annotation of a GenBank genome assembly.
AUGCAUAUAUUUGAAUAUCUAGGGAAGGAGGUACCAGAGGAAAAGUGGAAUAAGAAAGAAGUGUACAGAGUUAUCAAGUCAAGACUCAAAGAGCUUCAUCUGAUAGGGAUUUCCCAUAAUGAUAUUAGACUAGCCAACAUUCAUGUGUCUGUUUCUGGUAAGAUAUCUUUGAUAGAUUUUGGAUUAUCAGACUGCACAAGUAAUGAAGAACACAAGAAGAAUGAUUUUGAGACUCUUGACUACAUAUUGAGAGCAAAUGGUUCUAAUGAAAAUGAUCCUCAAGGCAAACAGUAUGGUCAAGAAAAUGAAAAUUCCUCCUAA